GGCCUGGGUCCCGCCCGGGACGGAGGGCCCUCCUGGGCCGGGAAAACUGCAAUUCCCGGCAUGCCCUGCCACGGCUGCGCCUGCGUACGGGAGAUAUCUUGCCGGGGAGCGGGUUGUUUUAAAGCGCUGUCUUAGUUCCAUGGAAACCGGCCGGCCUGCAGCCGGACAGAGCCACCGGUUGACAGAUGGACAGUGGGGUGCAUAUAGAAACUGCAAUAUCCAGACCAGUCCUUUCUCCAACCCACAUCAACGCCACAGCUUCUGAAACAUUCACAGUACUCCAGCAAAGGAUGAGAAUAGUUGAGGAACAGACCAGUUCUCUGAGGAAUGAUCUAAUAAUGUUGGACUUUGGUGAUAAAAGAGGCCAACUGGAAGCUCCAAACUGUUUAGAAGAACUUGCCAGCCAGACAAUCAUUAGCCCUAUCCAAAAUGAAGUAAUUUGUUCAGGAAAAACAGAUAUUUUAUGGAAGAACUGUGAGUUUCUGGUAAAUCGAAUGUGCCGUCUGGAAAGUCUCAUCCAGUCCUUGAAGAUGAGCAUCUUUCGCCUACAAACUGAAAAGGAUUUGAAUCCACAGAAAACAGCUUUUCUGAAGGAUCGACUGAAUAUAAUACAGGAGGAGCAUUCCAAGGAUCUGAAGCUGUUGCAUCUUGAAGUUAAGAAUUUGCGCCAAGAACUCAAAGAUGUAAAAGAGGAAGAAGACAAGGCACAAGAUGAAGUGCAAAGGUUGACUGCCACUCUGGAGAUUGCCUCAGAAACAAAGAAGAAUGCAGCCAUUAUUGAAGAGGAAUUUAAGACCACAAAACGUAAAAUGAACCUUAAAAUUCAGGAGCUAAGGCGACAAGUGGCUCAGGAAAGGCACCUCAGGGAAACUCUAGAAAAAUCUGGAUCAGCCAUGCUACUCAAAAUACGAGAAAUGGAAUCAACAGUGGAGAUGGAACGGAAACAGGUGCAAAUUUUGCAGCAAAACUGCACUGGCCUACGCAGUUCUAUACAGAACACCCAAGAUCUACUGGUCCAGGAACAACAAAAAAAAGGAGAGUUGGAGACUGCUACCUCACAGCUCAAGUGUGAUCUAAUUUCUAGAGAUGACAUCAUUUCCAAGUUGGUUGAAGAAAACAAGAAUGUUCAAAUGUCUUUCAACAAGGAACAUGAAGAAAAUGCAUAUUUGAAGUCUGAAAUAGUAUCUCUUCAUGAAGCAUCAGAAAAAACACAGGUUUUGAAUGAACAGCUGACCGUAAAGUGUUCAGAGCUCAGCUGCAUGCUUCAGACUGUUAAUAUGGAAAAAGCCAGGAUCAUUGCUGACCAUCAAGCCAUCCUGCAGGUAGAACAGAAAAUGAUGACACAGACAUUUCAAGAACAAAACUUACUGCUGGAUGCAGCCCAUGCCAGUAUCACAAGUGAACUACAAGUUGUUCAGAAUGAGAAAACCGAACUCCAAGCACAUCUGGAUCAUUUAAUCUUUGAGCAUAACCAGUGUAUUCAGAAAGCACAGGAUGCUGAGAAGAGAACAGCUGUGCAAAAAGAACUGCUAGAAUUGACAAUUGCAAGAUUGCAAGGUGAAUUGAAAGCAUCAAUGCAAGAGAACAAGUCUCUGCUAGAGGAGAAAGAAAGAUUUCAGAGAGAGGUUGAUAAAACAGAAAAAGAAAUAGCACAAGAAAAGUGCAAUUUGGAAAAGGAAUUAGCUCAAAACAAGGUAGACAUAAAUGCAUUAACGCAAAACCUGCAGACUCUAGAGAAAGAAAAUAAGCACCUGGCAAAUGAUAUGGCUUCCCUAGAACUUCAGCAAGCUGCUUCUGUUUACCAUGGGCUUGCCCAACAGAAGGUGGAAAAAGUCUUGGGAAAAAUUACUGAGAGUAAAAAUAAAUUGGCCUAUGAAAAGGGAAAACUCCAGAUAAAAGUUAAACAGCUAGAAGAACAACUACAAUCUUUUACUGAAACCAGUUCACAGAAUGACCAUCUACGCAAGUUGAAUAAGGCUCUAGAAGCCAAAUAUGCUCAGGUGAAAUCCAUUCUUGAAAAAAGUGAAGAGGAGCUGUCUCGAACAGUUAAGUGUCGUGAUGCAGCCCUGAAAGAGAGUCAGAAGUUGAAAGAAGACCUCGAGGCUUUGGAGGACAGGGAAAACAAGAAGGUGGGAAACUUUCAGCGACAAUUGGCAGAGGCUAAAGAAGACAACUGCAAAGUCACAAUCAUGUUGGAGAAUGUGCUGGCUUCUCACAGUAAGAUGCAAGGUGCUCUGGAGAAAGUACAAGUAGAGCUUGGGCGGAGGGAUUCGGAAAUCGCAGGCCUCAAGAAGGAAAGGGCUCUCAACCAACAGAGGGUGCAGAAGCUAGAAGCUGAAGUGGACCAGUGGCAGGCCAGAAUGCUUGUUGUGGAUUCCCAGCACAAUAAUGAGAUGGAACCUCUACAAAAAGCUCUAGAUACAGCUAGAGAAGACAACAGGAAAUUGGCUAUGAGUCUGGAACAAGCUCUCCAGACAAAUAAUCAUCUGCAAACAAAGUUAGAUCACAUUCAAGAGAAAUUGGAAAAAAAAGAGCUUGAGCGACAGAAUUUGCAAACAUUCAAAGAGCGAAUGACUGAGGAGUCCAAAGCAGAAGCAGAAUUGCAUGCUGAACGCUUAGAAGCUCUAAGAAAGCAGUUUCAGACUGAAAGAGAAACUGCAAAGAAAGCGGCACAACGGGAAAUGACUGAGCUGAAGAAAGCCCUUGACGAAGCCAACUUCAGAUCAGUGGAAGUGUCCCGGACCAACCGAGAGCUGCGGCAGAAACUUACAGAGCUUGAAAAAACACUGAACAGUAACAAGGAGAAAAUAAAGAAUCAAAAGGCCCAAAUUAAGCUCCACUUGUCGGCUAAGGCGAAUAAUGCUCAGAAUGUAGAGAGGAUGAAGCAAAUAGAAACAGAAUUGAGGCAAAUGGAGAUAAUUAAGGAUCAAUAUCAGAAAAAAAACUAUGAACAGUCAUUGAGUAUCCAGAGGUUUGUAUCUGAAAUGACUAACCUGCAGAAAGAGAUGCAGAUGUUGGCCAAGAGCCAAUAUGAUACUUCAGCACGGAAUAAACAGCAAGAGCUGCGGCUAGAGGCAGAGCGGAGAAGAAGGCAGGAACUAGAGAAACGAUGCCAGGAAUUGGAAGACGCUGUCAGACACUUGAAGAAAUGUAAAGAAGCAACAGAGAAUAAACUGAAAGAAGCCAGUGUAGAAUCAGAGCAGAUAACAGCUAACCUGGAAGAAGCUCACCGUUGGUUUAAAUGCAGGUUUGAUGGCCUACAACUUGAGCUGACAAAAAACCGGUUGCAAAGGCUUCCCCGGGAAGACGGGUGGCAGGAAGAGGACCAAGAUAUAAGGCACAAUGUCACGUCCAGCCAAUCUGUUCUACAGCGAUGGGAGGAUAAACAGAAUCUUAGGCUCAUGCCCAAGAAGUGUCAUUCUGAGUUAGAGAGGAAGUGAUGUCCUUGACAAUGGAGCUUCUUUGUGUAUAGCUACACCUCCGUGAUUCUGCAUGCCCAGCACCUAGGGCUGGCCUGUUUCUACAGUCAAAAGAACAUGAAGUCUUUAAUGUGGCCUGAAGAUUUUGGACCUGAGUUUAUCCUGUUAUGAACUCUUAUAUAAGUACAGAACCACCCCAUGUUUUUUGUCCCUUUCCCCAUUUCUAUUCAAUAAAUCUAUAUUGGUAUGAUAGGA
Messenger RNA from Microcebus murinus (gray mouse lemur), 3674 nucleotides. Lineage: Eukaryota; Metazoa; Chordata; Mammalia; Primates; Cheirogaleidae. The record is from RefSeq and is a predicted model, not a curated record.